Messenger RNA from Nerophis lumbriciformis (worm pipefish), 8021 nucleotides. Its product is annotated as microtubule-associated protein 1S-like. The record is from RefSeq and is a predicted model, not a curated record. Gene Ontology annotation, cellular component: cytosol; microtubule associated complex; microtubule. Gene Ontology annotation, molecular function: actin binding; microtubule binding. Lineage: Eukaryota; Metazoa; Chordata; Actinopteri; Syngnathiformes; Syngnathidae. Gene Ontology annotation, biological process: regulation of microtubule depolymerization; microtubule cytoskeleton organization; dendrite development.
CAACCAACAUGGCGUCCGGCCGGCUGCGGGAGAGGGAGGUCCAGCGGGAGGGGAGACGCUGCGUGGACGCCAAGCCCCUCCAAGGCAACAAAUACUCGCUGCUCGUCAUCAUUGGACGUGCGGCUCCCCACGGACACGCAGGACACGUCUGCCAACGCAUCCAGACAGGAAUUCGCUCGUGGGACGUGGACUUGAAAGACUGCGACCUCGAUGUCUACCUGCAAGAGUUCCUCUCCCAUCACACGGCCUCCUUCAAGGGUGCAGGACACAAGUGUCUGCGCCACAGCGGCCGAGUGUUGGACACUAAUAUUGUGAUCGCUCCGUCUCAGGAACAAGCCCACUCAGAGGUGUGCGCUCUGUUGUCCCGUGAAUCGUCUCACAAGCUGCUCAUCUUGGCCGGUCAGAGCGUGGAGGGCAGCGGCGACCUCGUCUUUCACCGAGGCCUUUUCUCCCCCAAACAUCUGACACAAAUACUAGCAGAGCAGGAUGAAGAUCACCUGGUCAGCCUGACUUUGUGUUGCCCCAACAACAACAACAACAACACAUCCCACUGGAAGAAGACCCUCCAGCCCGGUCAGGGUCCGGUCCUUCUUCACAUCAACCCCCCGGAGGUCCUGCCUGCCAUGUCGGCCUUGGUGGAGUUCACCUCCCUCAUCUCCGGUACGCUCUACCCGUCGUCCCCGUUCGAGCUCUUGCCUCCCCCGGCCACCGUGGGCUUCCUCAAGCUGUCCCGACCCUGCUGCUACGUGUUCCCCGCCGGGCGCGGCGACUGCGCCUUCUUCGCCGUCAACGGCUUCACGAUGCUGCUGGACGGCGGCUCGGACCCGCAGGCGUGCUUCUGGAAGCUGGUCCGCCACCUGGACCGCGUCGACGCCGUCUUGCUGACGCACGUCGGCACGGAGAACCUCACCGGGAUCAACAGCUUCCUGGAGAGGAAGGUAGCAGAGGCGGAGUUGGCCUCCGAUGUCAAAGAGGACUCAUCCAAGAGGCUCAUCUCCCCAGAGCUUGGAGUUGUGUUCUUUAACGCCCCCAGCAGGUUGCAGGUGGAACAGCAGCCUUGUGUGGACAAUCUACUGAAGAGCACAGACCAGGCAGCGCUCACAGUACACCUGUUGAAAAAGUUAGAUAUCCGACCUCAGCCUAUGUUUCGACCUCAAGCGGUCCCCCCCGAGCCAAUAACCCUGUUCCAAAAGAUGGGAGUGGGACAGCUGGACUUAUACAUCCUCAGCCCCUCUAAAAACAGCCAGGAGUACCAGACGUUCAUGCAACAGUGGCCUGACUUUGAGUCACCUGGAACCCAAUCCCAAGCGCUCCCCCUCAAUGCCCUAGUCUCAGUGUCCGCCUUGCUCGUGUGGCACCCAGCGUGCCCCCAGGAAAAGGUGGUCCGAGUGUUGUUCCCCGGUGUCACUCCGCAGACUAAACUACUGCAGGGUCUUGAAAAGAUGAAAACUCUGGCCUUCCUCCAGAAACCCACAGUCACCACCGGCGACCUGGAGAGGUUGGCGGAUGCGGGGAAGUCCAAAAGGGCCGGGAGCCAGGACAGCAUCCGCUUGCAAGGGAAGGAGGUUACCCCCAAACGUGGAAAAGACGCGAAGGCGAAAUUUGUCAAUGGAGAUGUUGAUAAAGCCAAAAAGCAACAAGCAACAGAGAAGAAUGGUUCAAAGAAGGCUAGUGGAAAAGAUGCGAAGAAGGAAGGAAGAACAAGCAGUCGGGAAGAGAAUGGCGUGGUGAGAAAUGGCGCAGGGAAGAAGGAGACAAUCAUCUCUAAACCAAAGAAUGACAACAAGCUCAAAAAGGAAGCAAGGAAUGACUCUAAAGCAGGGUCCAAGAAGACUAAGAAGCUACCCAGCAAGAAUGUAGAUGUCAAGACCGAAUCAAAACCAGACAAUGAUGUAGCGCUAGAGUUCUCAAAGCCAGAGGACACCUGCGCUCACCAAGGACCUGACAAAACUCGCCGUGUCUCAAAAACAUCAACUCCCGAGGACAUGACUGCUGAUUUUCUGCGCCUUCAGGAGGAAACGGAAAAAGAGGGGGCAGACUCGGCAGAAAAAGACAAUCAGACUAAUGGCAGCCCUAGAAAUGAGAAACAACUUGAAUGUUUGGCUGACAAGAGGGCUGAAAGACCGGUGCAAGACUUGGACCAGUUAGGACUUGGGAAGAAACCAACAAAGAUUGUAGGAUUCCCAUGCCCGUUGAGGGAGACGCCGAAGGACGAGGGAGACAUUAAUUUAGACCUGACCCCCACUGAGUACACCCUCCUGGACGGAGCUUUGAAGACCACCCCUCCAUCACGAUCGUCGCCAGAGAACCAGGUGCCCAUCAGCCCAGAAGAGAAGACUGUUGAGAAUGCUUCCCCUGGUUCAAGACCCAACAGUGCGGGCCACACUCCUUACUGUCUGUCCCCUGAUGAUGUGUGGUGCAACAGAGACACUCUUAGCAGACUACAAGCCCAGCUUGAACCAACUGAAGUCACCCAGCCUAAGAACCAGCCGGGCAAUGUUGCCGAACCAACCCCCAGAGAGAAACACUUGAGUUUUCUCUCUCUGGGUCCGCUAAAAGACGUAGCCUCCGACCCGUCUCCGUCUGUGGCCAACACCACCACCUCCACCCACUCUAUGCCCGCAGAAGUCAGCUCGCCUCAGUCCACAGAAGUCGACGAGUCGCUGUCCAUGUCCUUGGAACAAGGGCCAUCCACGGGUAGUCAGAGAGAGGCGGAUGACGCCGUUCAUCACCCUCACCCCAAUGGAGGACACUUAUUUGGUGUGUCUCUACCCAUGAAGAAGCCCUUGAGGUCUUUGGGUUCAGAAAUGGGGCGUCCUCCGGCUCCUAGCACCCUUCACUUUGAGGUGUCUGCCGUUCACGAUGUGGACCUUUGUCUAGUAUCCCCUUGCGAGUUCAAGCAUUCUAAAGCGCCCGACUCCAGUUCAGGUGUCAGCGAAGCCUCCAGAGGCGCAUUUGGACCCCAAAAUCAUAGCAGCACCACGGGCAAAGACACGUCACCCAGCGAAACAAACGCCCCCGUCUGCAUGGAAGACUGCCCGUCCACCACAGCCGACGGGGUCCUGGACUCCGACGAAGACGAGUCGUGCGGCGGACCGCCACAGCUCCGCAGCAGUCAGGCUCUGCCCCAUGACCCAAUUCCUGCCCGGCUCAGGGAUAGCCCCCCCAUGCCUCCUCAUCCUGACACCACCAUGCCUGUUCCACUGUCCGACUCUGGCACUCACGGAAAAAAAGUCAAGUCAAGCGCAGCGCGGGGAAAAACAGCAGCUGGGGUGAUCGAGAGCUCUCAAAGAGCGAGCUCAGGGAAAAACAAGACAGGAAGUGGCGUCCUGAGGGUCAAAAACGAUAACGCCGCAUCAUCCCGCACGUCGUCCUCCGCCAGCCGCCAACCACCAGCGAAAUCCUCAGCCAAUCCAGAUCAUGUUCCAGAUCCCAAGUCUACCUCCGCUGAGGAUGUAAGUGUCUUUGUGGACCUUGCCUACGUUCCGUCGGGAGCUUCGUGCCCGACUGUCAGUGUGGAUUUCUUCAAGAGUGUACGCUCGUCCUGUUACAUCAUCAGCGGCGACUGUCCUGAGAGGGAGGAGCUUAUGAGGCGGACGCUGGACGCGCUGCUCGAUGGCAAGUCUUGCUGGCCCGACGCCAUGCAGGUGACCCUCAUCCCCACGUUCGAGUCCGCCUCCAUGCAGGACUGGUACCAGCAGACCCUGGAGAAGCAGAAACAGCUGGGAAUUGUGGUCCUGGGCUCCAACAGCACCGUGGCCAUGCAGGAUGAGACCUUCCCGGCCUGCAAGAUUGAGUUCUGAAUUGUGAGGAAAAUGACGUUUAGUCUAUUGAAUUACAUUUUUAAUGUUUCGUACUCGUGGUUCACCUACAAAAACACCUUGAUUUGCUUCAGUCCCAAAGCGCUCUUUUACUGACCACGCAUGAUCUUCUGGUCCUGUGACCCUAUCCUUAACAGGGGAGGAACCCGCGCACAUACACACACACACACACACACACACACACACACACACACACACACACAAAGAGAAGGUUUGUGGUCGAGCACGUUCAGAAUAGUGAGCAUCCAUGUGGUUUUAGCACCAUAAAAAAACACUUCAAUGCUUAAUUGUGUAAAAAAAUAUGUUAUGCUUUGUGCAUUUGAAUCCACAGUAUAUGGAAUAAUCACAUGGUCACUGUAUAGUUGAAUCUAUGUUGUAUGCACCUGCUUUGACAAGUUGUUCCAAACAUUAUCAUCCCUUUUUCUUCAAAAGGGAGAACAUUAGCCGUUUAAAUGAAUCCCAAUCAAUGCAGGUAAUAUGUGGACAUUGACAAGAAUGAUUAGAUUACAUUUAAUGAUGUCAACAUGACUGUAGAUUGGCUUGUUUUUAUUAUAUUCACUUUAGUUCAGUGAAAAAACAAAACAAUUUAAAUCACUAUUUUCUUAAAUUACAAUUUAAUUAUUAUGGUUUUGAAAAUCAUUAAAUUGAAUAUAAAAUAAGAAUAAUAAUUUUAAUUUUUUUUAAAUAGUCAAAAUGUUUAACUAAAAAUUGUCUGGUCGUGACAAAAAUUAUAUUAUUGGUUAAAAAUAAUCCGGAAAACCCACCACCUUUUCUUUCUUUUUUUUUUACUCCCAAGUGUCCAUUUCUAAAUUACAUGUAAUUUUUUUUAAAGUCUAAAUGUUUAUCUAAAACUUGUCUUGCCAUGACAAAUAUAAUAUUAUUGGUUAAAAAUAAUCCCAAAUACCCACCUUGUUUUUUUUUUUUCUUUACUCCCAAGCGUCCAUUUUUUAAAAAUAUAAUGUAAUUAAAAAAAAAAAGGUCUAAAUGUUUAUAUACAAAUUGUCUGGUCAUGACAAAUAUAAUAUUAAUAGUUAAAAACAAUCCCAAAUACCUACUUUUUUAAAAUUGUCUUCCAAGUAUCCAUUAUUUAUUUUUUUAUCAUUAUUAUUAUUUCAAAAAUAUAAAAUUAAAUACAAAAUAAAAACAUUUGAAAUAUAGCACUUUUAAUUGAAAACAAAAUCAAAAUGUUUAUUUUGAAAUUGUGUGGUCAUGACAAAUAUAAUAAUGGUUAAAAACAAUCCCAAAUACCCACUUUAAAAAAUAAAUAAUAAAAAACCAAAGUGUCAAUUAUUUUAUUACAAUUUGUUUACUAGUAUCAUUUUAAAAUUAUUUAAAUGAAUAUAAAAUAAAAACAUUUGAAAUAAAGCACUUUAAGGGACAAGCGGUAGAAAAUGGAUGGAUGGAUGUUUGAUUUGAAAUAGUCUGGUCAUGACAAAUAUAAUAUUAAUAGUUAGAAAUAAUCCCAAAUACCUACUUUUUUAUGUUUUCCAAGUGUGCAAUAUUUAAUUUGUAUCAUUAUUAUAAUUUCUAAAUUAUUAAAUUAAAUAUUAAAAAAAUAUUUCAAAUAUAGCACUUUUAAUUAAAAACAAAGUCAAAAUGUUUAAUUUGAAAUUUUCUGGUCAUGACAAAUAUAAUAAUGGUUAGAAAUAAUCCCAAAUACCCACUUUAAAAAAUUAAAAAUAAUCCAAGUGUCCAUUAUUUUAUUACAAAUUAUUGUUUACCAAUAUUAUUUUAAAAUUAUUAAAAUGAAUAUAAAAUAAAAACAUUUGAAAUGAAGCACUUUAUUAGAAACCAAGUCAAAAUGUUUGAUUUUAAAUUGUCUGGUUAUGACAAAUAUAAUAAUAAUAAAGUAGAAAUAAUCCCAAAUACCCACUUUUUUUUAAAUUUUCUUCCAAGUGUCCAUUAUUUAAUUUUUAUCAUUAUUAUUAUUUUAAAAUUAUUAAAUUAAAUAUAAAAUAAAAACAUUUGAAAUAUAGCCCUUUUAAUUAAAAACAAAGUCAAAAUGUUUAAUUUGAAAUUAUCUGGUCAGGACAAAUAUAGAAAUUUUUUUUUUUUUUUUUUUUUUUUUACAAUUUAUUGUUUACCAGUGUUAUUUAAAAAAUAUUAAAUUGAAUAUAAAAUUAAAAAAAACAUUUUAAAUAAAGCACUUUAAUAAAAACCAAGUCAAAAUGUUUGAUUUUAAAUUGUCUGGUCAUGACAAAUAUAAUAUUAAUAGUUACAAAUAAUCCCAAAUACCCACUUUUUUUAAAAAACUUCCCAGAGUCCAUUUUUAAAUUACAAUUUAAUUAUUAUUGCUGUUUUUAAAAUCAAUGAAUUAAAUAUAAAAUAAGAAUAUUUGAAAUAAAGUACCUUUAAUUUAAUAAAAUAUUCCAAAUACACACUUUCUACUUUUUAUUCUUCUCAAGUGUCUAUCUUUAAAUAUUUGUACAAAAUAUCAGAGCUAGAUUUCCAAAUAAAAUGCCCUUGGUAUUUCUAGCUGCUUUUUCAUUUGUCAGUGUAUAAUCUGCAAAAUCACCAAUCUGAUACCUGGAUUACAUCAUCUGAUUAAGUAAAAUUGCUCUGUGAUUACAAUAACCAAAGGCGGAACUGUGAUUGUAAUCCAUUUUACUGUGGGUGCUUAAAAUGGGAUGUGAUUGUAUCACAAGAGGACGUGAUCAAUCAAUGACUGAGUGAAUUGAUGAUAGUCGUCCAUCAAGUUUGGGUCUUCACUCAGUCGUGGAUGUUUUUUAAAUUUGUCAUAUUCUAUGUAUCUUUGUCCUGAAUUAAGCAUAAAAAAUGGCAAAAUGAAACAAAAAUAUAAAUACUACAGUAAUAUUGGCCACUAGAUGGGACCAAACCAAUCGGAGCGCUCUGUUCAGUAUCGUGGCCACUGAUUGGCUCAGCCUCAGGAACAUUAAAAUAUUGGAGUGUAAACGUAUUUCAUGUGGUACAAACUGUAUUUAGAAGUUUUUUUAUGGUCUAGCUAUGAAAAUAUUCAAUUAAUAAUGAAUAAUUCCCACUCCACGGACCAAACAAAACGCACUCUAGUUAGAAUUGAUUUGAGCCUUUCCUGAAAGUUUCCUUGAAAAAAAAAAAAAGUCCCAAUUUGGAACCAAUUGCUAAAUAUAAGUGCCAGGUUAUGGUUAAUUAAUCACCUCCCAUAUUUGUGUACUUUUUGGAUUUGUUACACACUGCCGGUAAAAAGAUGAAACAACGAAUAUGUAAAAAUAGCAGGUUUUUCGAAUGGUUUUUUUUUUCUUCAAAAAUGUUUUUGAUGUAUGAACUGUAUAAAAUGAUUUCAAAAAAUAUUUUCUUUACUCUUCCUUUUCAGAUGUGCUAUAGGAAUGAGUCAGCAUUUCAAUUGGGAUUUAGGUCUGGGCUCUGCAAAACUUGAAUUUCCCUUAUGCUUAUAGGCAUUGCAAUCCAUCUGUGGCAAUAUGUUGCGAUGGGGAUCGAGAGUAAUGCAGAAGAUGUCAUUAUCUAAUUUGCAUGAUUGGCCAUGACUCAUGUUCUUUUUAAUGGAUACGAUUGAGCAAAAAAACAUGAACCAAAACAAGUGUUUUAGAUUGAUGGACGGGGUUAACGCUGACUAAAUAUAGCCAGGUUUUCUUAUACUUUUGCAAACCAGGCGCGCACACAGACAGUCCCAUCAUAAUGUGUUUAUUGACGAGAGGGAACGGGUGUAACAGCAGAUGUAUUUACCGGUAGAUGGAUGUCCAGUAUAUAGGAAACACUGCUAAAUUAAUGAAAUAUUGGUGCAAUUCCUCUACAGGUUUUGGAUUUUCUAAAAAAAACAAUAAGGUUUUGGAAUGGCCCAGAAAAAGUAACCAGACCUAAAUCAAACUCAAAAGCUGUAAGGUGCCCUUAAUGUGUUUGUGCCUAAGAGAUCGGACACAUUCUAGGUUCCUCUGCAAAAAACGUAUUGAACAUUUUGAAUGUAUCCAUCCAUCCAUUUUCUACCGCUUGUCCCUUCUGUUUAUUUUCUUCUUGAAUUGACAGGUUAAAAUUAAAUUUUUAGAACAGCUAUUUUACCAUAACUUCAAACUAUUACUUAUCUGUAAUGUAUGUUGUUUCAUUUCAUGAUAUUCAUGAGGAGAGUAUGCAUGCAGCGGGGAUGAUGAUGAUGAUGUUUAGUAUGUUUUGUGGGGGUAGCUGGAAGGAUAUGUACUUAUAAUUAUGAUAAUAAACAUAAAUAAUGUUUAUCACAGUCUGUGCACAUAA